GUAGAUCAUAUAUAUUUUCUAUAGUUUGGUUUGUAAGGGUUAAUUAUGUUUUUACGAGUCGAUCACGGAUUCAUAUCAGUUACACAACCAUUGAAAGCCAGGGGGUACUGGACAGCUGUUUCAUCCUAGUUUGGGAAUCAUUGGCAGGAUGAUUGAAUAUUUCCUUCAAGUAAAUUCGUAGGAAAGCCUGCAUAUUCACAAGAGGAACUGCUAUAGGAUUGUCGGAGACUACCUAAAUAGCUGGCAAUUUUAUCGAAUUAUGUAUGUACAGUUUGUUUAUACUAAUGCUAGACUUUGAAUUAGCGGUUUACACAAAUGAGGUGGAAGUGCGUUAUGAGUGACUUUGUGUUCGUUCUUCGGAGGUUGAUUUCUAUUUCGUAUUGUAUGAGGAAAGGGAUUACAGUUUAACAAAUGCCUAAGAAAAAAAGUAAAGGGAACAAAGUUCAGGUAAACCAGUCUGAUUCGCUGGAGUUAGCAAGUGUUAUCAGUCUUCAGAGUGAUGAGAGUGAGACGCCAACUGCUUCAUCUGUCGACGCUGAAGAUGAGUUGGCCUUGCAGUUAGUUCUCGAUAAAGUUUGUUCAGCAAUUGAUUCAAUGGAGGAAAAAAGAACAGAAACUCGAGUUCAAGCUGUGCAAUUACUGAUUGAUUCUUUUCGUUUGCAUCAUUUAUGCUUGGAUGGGUCUUGGAACUAUACAGAAACUUUGGUCACCAGUAUCGAAAACAACUUCAGGAAGGGGAAACCUCUGGAUCAGUUAUUAGCUGUUGAUUUAUUGACAAUAUUUUCACUACAAAUUGAUCCACAAGAAAUUCCUAUAUGGUUUGAAAGGUUUUACCCUCUCUUAGAGCCUAUUGUGCGUGAUAAUGCAAGGGGGCUAAAACUUAGAGCGUCUUCUGCUGUGUGCCUCUCAGUGCUUCAGUCCUUGUCAGGUUAUUGCGAUUUUAUUUCACCACUAGAAGUCAUGAAGAGUUUUGAAUUUGUCUUCAAAAGUUCAACAUCAAAAAUAGAUACCGUGGAAGAAUUAUCUAAUCUUUAUGUGGCAACAUUAAAGGCCUGGACUCUAGUGUAUACAUUUUUGUCAGCGUACGAUGCAGGGGUGGUGGGCAAGGCUGUACUUCCUACUCUGCUGCCUUUGCUUAAAUGUUCAAAUGUGGAUGUUCGGAUAAUGGCCGGUGAAUCUUCUGCUGUCAUAUAUGAGCGCAUUCGCACUGAGGUGGAUGAUAAAUUCAAAGGUCCAUAUUAUAGCGAACUUAUUCAUUUGCUGGGUGAGCUGGCUACAGAUAGUUCGAAAAACCGAUCUAAAAGUGAUCUCAAGAAACAACGCCAUUCCUUUCGAGAACUCAUGGAAGCUGUUGUGCACUGUGAGUAUCCUGAGAAGUCCAUAGAUUUCGGCGUAGAAGUUCUAACUUUAUCAUCGUGUGUUGCUCAUUUUCAUUAUGACUUUUUAUGCUCUGUAUUGGGAAGUGGGUUAAGAUGUCACCUUCGCGAAAAUCCACAUGUUCGUGACCUGUUUGACCUAGGGCAACCAGUAAUGUGUCAUCAGAAUGCUGCAAACCGUAAGACUUUAAAAGAACAGAAAAAGUUGAACAAUAUGUUGGCAUCAAAAACUCGCACACAAAAACUGAGUGUGUAUAGAGACAAACGACGCGAAAUGCUCAAUGAAAUCGAGUAAAACGUUAUAUGCGCCACUUCAUCCUGUCUGUUUUCAGAUAACACAUAUGUCUAAGCUAUUGUACUUGUAUGUCUAUUUAUCGUUCAUUCGACUUAAUGUUUUCAUUUCGUCUUGCUAAAGUACUGCACAUGUAUUUUAUUUUUAUUAUAUAUAGCAAUUAUUUUGCAUG
This is a messenger RNA of Trichobilharzia szidati, 1840 nucleotides long. NCBI's taxonomy places the organism in Eukaryota, Metazoa, Platyhelminthes, Trematoda, Strigeidida, Schistosomatidae. The record is from the annotation of a GenBank genome assembly.